AUGUCUUCGAAGAUUCUUGUGAUAUUCAUGGCCGUGUUUUCUUUGUGGAGUAUCGCAGGUCAGUUAAUGUCAAUGAGUUAUAAUUUGUAGCAAUAGAUGAGUUUUAUCCUUUUUAUAUACAGUUACAACUUCAAUUUCGCGAAGGGUCUAGUUUAAUACACUAAAUACACGUUUUCCACGAACAUUACCAACAGACUUCCGACUAGCUCUAUUUCCAACUACUGAUCUGCCUGUAACAUACAUUUGUACUGCUUUCUUGGCAUUCUGGAUGCUGCUCAAAGCAAAAAAUAUUUACCUUUUUGGUACUUAUUAAUUUCGCGUUUUUCGUGGAUGAUAAAAAAAUCGCGAAAUUAGAGACUCGCCAAUAAAGACCAGAAUGCCCCCUUAAGUACCAAUAAGUUAGAUAUUUGGGUUACCUCCAUGAAAGAGUGCUUAGGGCGCGCCAUGUUAAACACCGUCUAAGUUUGUUGAAAUGAGCGGCCCAACGUGUUUAACAAAAGCUUGUUUGACAGCCAUAAGUAUAUCGGAGCUUGCAAAUUAUGACAGCAAACUACUGUCUAGCCUGCGUAGCAAGCGUUUCCAAUCGAGUUAUGGCGCGAAAGUUAGAGCGGGAGCAAAAAAAAACUUUUUUUUGCUCUCGUCCCAACUUUUCUCGACGAACUCGCGCGGAAACGUUUGCUACGGAGGCUAACUACUGUCUUACACGUGUUGGAUUUCCCCCUCCCCAGCUUUUGCCUUUUGCUUUUUACCUAUCCAUUUCACUUAAUUAAUCAAUUUGCCUAUUCAUUUUGUUAUUAUUAUUAUUAUUAUUAUUGUUAUUAUUAUUAUUAUUAUUAUUAUUAUUAUUAUUAUUAUUAUUAUUAUUAUUAUUAUCAUCAUUAUUACAAUUAUUAUUUUUUUUUGUUGCUUCUAAAGGCGCGAUAUGUUAUCUUGCCAUAGCCAAGAAGGUGAUCUUUUCACGUGCGAAGAUAACAUGUUAUUUUCAAAUGUGAAGAUAUCAUGUUUUCGCUUGAAAGUUCACCUGGUAAGAGUUGCAUGCUGUUUCACUUGUACAGAUGCUUCAACUGGAGAAUCCAUCGACCUGAGGAUUUAUAAUCCUAACCUUCAGAUGACAGACAAGCAGCUUAGAAAGUUGCUGGAAAGACACAGGCCAGAUCUCUUUUUCGCUGGUUUUCAAGAGGAAGUCACUACGAAACUGAUACAAGGGUCAACGUCCCAGGAGACUUUUUUCUUCUAUAAGGUAGUCGAAUGCUCAAAGGUUCUAGAGGUCAGCAGAGAGAUAGAAUCAUUGAUUACAGGUAAUUCUUAAACCGAGCACUUACACUGUAACAAGAGAACUGGGGAUGAAUUUUAAACCCUCAUCUAUAGUCCUGGGUCGCGUUGUUCGAAAGACGAUCAGUUUGUUACCAUGGCAAGCCGUAUGAUCUGUUUGCAGUUAAGGACGGACCACUUACCCAAAAUUACCGCUAACCGGCUUCAAACAACUGGGUCUUUUUCAAUAAAUUCAGGACGUAUUAAAAACGGCAGUAACCCCCUGUUAUGUGGGAGUUUUCCACGGGCAUCCGCUUUCAUAAUCUUGCGAGAAAAAAGGUUACAUACGUAAAAAACAAAAAAAAUGUGUAUGCUAUAGACAUUGUAUCAAUUUACCUUUCUAGAUUGGCCUAGUUUAUAGGGGUUUAUUUCUAAUUUUCUGACAUACAGCGUCGCCACCUUAACAAGGGAACCACCAAACAACCCCCACCCUCCCCACCGCCCCCGAUAUGAACCUUACAAUCUGUUUGCCGAGAGUCUAGCAAACUCAUAGGCUUUAACUAGAAAACUACAUAAAAGUAACUAAAUACAUUAGAUAAGUGCACAAUUCUCAAGGGCUUUCCUUUCUCACUCUUCUACUCAGGUAUUUUUGGAUUCGAGCUCAUUCAAAAGCUUGGAAAAGAGAUGACAACCCGAAACCUUAGCAACCUGAAGGAGUGUAAAACAGGGCUAGAGGUCCACUUAAUGCAAGAUGAGGGUCGUGAUGCAUCCCGCAAAGCUCGCGCCCUUCUUAACUUACCGAAGCUCUGUGAAGUCACCAAGGUUCAACUAUGA
This is a messenger RNA of Porites lobata, 2085 nucleotides long. The record is from the annotation of a GenBank genome assembly. NCBI's taxonomy places the organism in Eukaryota, Metazoa, Cnidaria, Anthozoa, Scleractinia, Poritidae.